UGAUCCGGCAACCGGUCGGCUUUCUGCAUUCAUAUCGCAAACCAGUUUUAUUCUGCAUACUAAUAACCCUCGAACAAAACUUUCUCUUCUGCAUUUUACACUCCAACCGUCGGCUUCUGUGUUCUUCGAUUUUUUUUCGAUCGGUUAACUGUAUUAAAAUAUGGCGCCCAAUCUGGAGGAAUUCCGCGAAGCGGCCGAUCAGUUCUCCUUGAAGAUUUACCAGAAUAUUAUCCAGGAUAAAGAGAAUGCGGAAAAGAAUGCAUUCCUGUCGCCGUUGAGCAUCCAGAGCGCACUGCUCCUGGCGUAUUUGGGCGCGGAUGGCAGCACGAAACAGGAGAUGGCCAACACGCUGCAUCUGGAGAAAGCCUUCGGCGGCAACGAGCAGCAGCUUUUGGAUGUGUACGGGGAGGUGUUGCGGGUGUUUGUGCCCAGCAAAAAUGACGAUGGUGUGGAGAACUAUCACUUGGCGCUGGCCAAUAAAGCGUACUUGCGGAAGGGAUUGCAUGUGAAAGCCGAUUUCAAAGCCACCAUUAAAGAUAAAUUGAAAAGCGAAGUGGGUGAAACUGAUUUCGAAAACAAUCCGGCUGGCGCCGUCGCCGAGAUCAACCAGUGGGUGGAGAAGCAGACCCACAACAAAAUCCGUGACCUCGUCAGCACGCAGACAGUGACCCCGGACACCGCUUUCGUCCUGGUCAACGCCAUCUACUUCAAGGCGCAGUGGCACAAGGAAUUCGAGGAGCAUGCCACCUACAAGGACGCCGAUUUCACCAAUCUAAACGGGCAGACUUCCAAGGUCGAUCUCAUGCACAAGUCCCUGCAGGCCGGCUACACCGAGACCGAGCACUUCCAGCUGCUGCGUCUGCCCUAUAAAAAUCACGAGCUGUCCAUGAUUAUUGUACUGCCUAAAAAACGUAACGGGUUGAAAGAGUUGGAGGGCCAGUUAAGCGUGCGGAUGCUGCGGGAUGCGGUUGAGAAGGCUUCAGAACGCGAGGUUGAUGUGUAUCUGCCCAAAUUCAAACUGGAGCAAUCGUACGAACUGGUGCCGGUGCUGCAAAGUCUGGGCGUCCGACAGCUGUUCGAGGAAGCCGAUUUGAGCCGGAUGGUGGAAAACGAACGACUGGCCGUGUCCAACGUCAUUCACAAAGCUUUUGUCGAGGUCAACGAGGCCGGGACAGAAGCGGCGGCGGCCACGGCCAUCGUUGCCGUGGACUGCAGUCUAUACGGCCUUUCCCAUCCACCGCCCAUAUUCCGUGCUGACCAUCCCUUUCUCUUCGCCAUCCAGCACCGCCACACCGGCUUACUGGCUUUCCUGGGUCGUGUCGUUGUCUUGUCAAACUAAUCCAUCGUUAUUAACACAGCACACAAUUUUCGCGUUCGGCUUUUGAGCUGCUGCAUGAUGUGCUGAUCAAGUUUUCAGCUUUCUGUCUUUUAUGCUUUCCUUCACCGUUAAUCGAUGACUUCAGCAUUUUAACACAUUUGAAUAGUCGAACAGAACAAUAUAGAACAGAAUGGAAAUGAAUAUACUUUUUUUCAUACGCGACAGAAUUUUGCUCAUUUCCAGAGAGCAUCGUGUUACGAUACUUUUGAUAAAUAAAAA
Paramacrobiotus metropolitanus is the source of this 1597-nucleotide messenger RNA. RefSeq names its product leukocyte elastase inhibitor-like. The coding region runs from base 161 to 1339 and encodes 392 amino acids. The transcript is spliced from 4 exons. Gene Ontology annotation, molecular function: serine-type endopeptidase inhibitor activity. The record is from RefSeq and is a predicted model, not a curated record. Lineage: Eukaryota; Metazoa; Tardigrada; Eutardigrada; Parachela; Macrobiotidae.